Canariomyces notabilis is the source of this 2339-nucleotide messenger RNA. RefSeq lists its product as uncharacterized. Gene Ontology annotation, molecular function: RNA binding; histone H2AQ104 methyltransferase activity; rRNA methyltransferase activity. Gene Ontology annotation, biological process: box C/D sno(s)RNA 3'-end processing; rRNA methylation. The transcript has 3 exons. Gene Ontology annotation, cellular component: small-subunit processome; box C/D methylation guide snoRNP complex. Bases 129 to 1958 code for a protein of 609 amino acids. NCBI's taxonomy places the organism in Eukaryota, Fungi, Ascomycota, Sordariomycetes, Sordariales, Chaetomiaceae. The record is from RefSeq and is a predicted model, not a curated record.
CCCAGACGUGAAAUUGUUAGCGCGAAACCGUUUGCGAUCCAUCCAUCCCACCUUCAGCCAGUGAUGCGAUCUCCAUGGUUCUUGCAACCUGGUUUUCGCGAAUCUCGAGCCUUACAAGACGGGUAGUCAUGGGCUCAACGGCGUAUUCGGCGUACAACAAUGGCUCGGCCAACACCAACAGCACACAUACAGUGACUGCCCUGAGCCGUUGGUCCAUCCUCAACAAGCAGCUGCCAGCCGUUGAUAAAAUCAAGUCGCUCCAUGUCUACGACUUUGACAAUACUCUCUUCAAGACCCCGUUACCGAACCCCAAGAUAUGGAAUGGCCCUACAAUAGGCACGCUGUCAAACCCAGAUGCCUUUCUCAAUGGCGGGUGGUGGCACGAUUCGCGCAUUCUCGCCGCAACGGGCGAAGGCCUGGAAAAGGAAGAGCAGCGUGCAUGGGACGGAUGGUGGAACGAGAAGAUUGUCGAGCUCAUCAAGCUGAGCACAGAACAAAAAGACGCGCUCUGUGUCUUGCUCACAGGCCGCUCCGAGUCCGGCUUUGGUGAUCUGAUCAAGCGCAUGGUCACGAGCAAGGGACUCGAAUUUGACAUGAUCUCGCUCAAGCCCGCCGUCGGGCCCAACAACCAGCGCUUUGCAAGCACCAUGAUAUUCAAGCAAAUGUUCUUGGAGGCUCUGAUGGAGACUUACAGGCACGCCAACGAGAUCAUCAUAUAUGAGGAUCGGAUAAAGCACGUCAAGGGGUUUAACGACUUCUUGGUGGAAUAUAACCAGAGGAAGAAUGCGAUUGACGGCUCCGCCACAAGGGGGCCCAUCAAUGCGAGGGUGAUCGAGGUGGCCGACAUGGCCACAUACCUGGACCCCAUCGUUGAGGUCGCUGAAGUGCAGCAGAUCAUCAACGAGCACAACGCCGCCCUGUCCAAGCGGGGGCGCGGCAUCCGGGGUUCGCGGCUUGCCAUCAAGAAGAGCGUGUUCUACACCGGCUACAUGAUCAAUAGUGCUGACACACAGAGGCUUCUUGCCCUUGCACAAGUUCCUCUGAACCUUCCCGACGCUGAGCUCAAGCUGCACGGCAACAACAUCAUGAUAUGCCCGCGGCCGUGCCCGCACAGCCUGCUGGAAAAGGUGGGCGGCAUCGGGAGCAAGCUGACAUGGGAGGUGACGGGCACGGCGUGCUUUGAGAACACGGUGUGGGCGGCGCGUGUGCGGCCCGUGCCCGCGACGGCUAGGUACCACGCGAGCGGGCCCGUCCCGCUGGUCGUGCUGGCACUGCGCAAGGGCGCCCGCCACGUCGACGCCGGCAAGAUCCAGAACUGGCAGCCCGUGCCGCCCGACAAGGCUUUUACGUUUGAGACGACGGUUGGCGAAAAGAUUCUCCUCCGCGUCGACGGCCACGACCACUACGCCGACAGUCAGAACGUACUCCCCGCCAAAACCGCCGCCAACAGCAACAAGCGCAAGCACACGGGCGCCGCUGACGAUUUCCGCUCCCGCCAGAGUCACGGCUCCUCUGUCGGGUCCGCACCGCAGCAGAGGCAGUUCCACCACCAGGCCAACAAUGGAGGUGGUGGUGGCCGGGGCGGUUCGUCCGGGAGGGGUGGGUCUUUCCGCGGAGGCGGCGGCGGGGCAAACCGCGGGUUCCGAGGCGGCCAGCGCGGGGGAGGCGCGCAAAAGGGCCGUGGCGGGCGCGGUGGUGGCGGCGGUGGCGGCGGUGGUGGCGGCGGCCCCGCGUUUUACAAGUCGCUUGAUGAUUUGGGCGCUAGGGAUACUCAGGGUGGAUUUGCCCAGAUGUAUGAGGACGAACCCCAGACGGGAGGGUUCCAGAACCAGCAGCAGCAGCAGAUUCCCACGGGGCCUUCCAACCCAAGGAAUCCGGGCUAUUAUGCUGGGCAGCAACCGUCGCAGUUCCAGGGCGGUGGCUAUCAACAGCAGCAGCAGUUGAAUAACUACUACUAACUAAGCCGGGCGAGGGAGUGCAGGUCGGAUUUUGUCGGGUGUGUGUUGAAAGACUACUGCUUAGUCCCAAAGUAUGGACCUAUCUCGGGUAUGAGGGGCUUUCCUUUUGCAGGGCGAACAUGGAGUAUAGGGCAUCUUCAUUUUCCUCCCAGGAUUGUCAUACAUGAGGGACUGCACACUCUUCUUACUUUCGCAAAGCAUGGUCAUGGAAGAGGGGAUACCUUGGAGUUUUGGUCGGAAGGUAAAAAAGAGGAAAUAGCAAUGGUACGCAUGCUGGCUUAGGAUGUUGGGGGAUUCUGUUAGGAAAUGGGAGUUUGUCAGGUGUAUGCUGCGGCAGAUAUUGUUGUUGAGAUAAUCCGGUCGACAGAGUAAUGAGAUGCU